AUGAGAAACGUCGCGAAAAUCUUCAGCAGUCCGUUGGGUGCAUUUAGUACAUUACUGCAUUUUAAAAGUGAAAUGAAUUCUAAAUUUUUGGAACAUUUCGAUUUCUCUCGAAAGAAUGACCUUUUAUCAUUGCUUGGUUUGGGGCAAACAAAACUUGACCCUCAAAUGCUCCAGAAUGUCAUGAUUGAACAAUUCAUACGAAAUAAAUGUGAAGAAAUGAUAAAAGCCUCCCAAAAAAAGAAUUCUUUAAAUAUGACAACACCAGAUGUGAAUUGUGAUGAAAUUGUUGUAAAGCAGGAAGUUUGUGGGGACUCUGAUAUGUGCGAAUCAUUUUCUCUCGAACAUCUGUCGGCUGAAGAAGAUACAGUACUUCCAAUUGAUUACAGUAUUAGUAAAAUAAAUUCUUCGUUACUAAAAGAACAAAAAGAAAAGGUUAUUGUGAAUAUUCAACAGAACAUACCUAUAAUUAAACUCGAACCUAAAGACGAUAAUCAACAGACAGCAGCAGCUCCAAUAUUUGAAUCUGACUUAAAAAAUAAUUUUAAGAAACCCACGAAACCAGUUUCGAAAAAUAUUAAAAACAAUUCUUGGGUAGGACAAAGUAUUUUCUACAAUUUAUCCUCAUCAGAGAUGACAGAACUUGAUCAUGAGCUUCUAAAAAGUCAUAAGUUCAAGCUCGAAGUUAUUAAACAAACGUACAAACUAAAUCCUUUGAUUAUCAAGUUUAAUCCAAAAAAAUCUCGUUUGCGUAUUGAAAUUAAAAAUCCUCUACACGAUUUAGAACGUAGUCGCAAUAAUUAUGCAUCACGUCGCUCAAGAUAUCGCAAAAAAUAUGAAUUAGAACUUUUACGUUAUUCACGAGAUUUUGACGAGGAAGAAAAUCGAUUGCUACAAAAGAAAGAAGAAUUUCUCACAACUUUCAUUAGUGAUCUCGAAAAAACGACAAAACAAUGAUUUAAAGAACUUAAUGGACAAUGACAACGAUUAAUUCGUUAAUAAUUUUACCAAUGUACAUAUUAAAGAAGUCAUUAAAAUAAAAGUUUGUGAAGUAAA
Clunio marinus is the source of this 1053-nucleotide messenger RNA. NCBI's taxonomy places the organism in Eukaryota, Metazoa, Arthropoda, Insecta, Diptera, Chironomidae. The record is from the annotation of a GenBank genome assembly.